Callithrix jacchus (white-tufted-ear marmoset) is the source of this 5738-nucleotide messenger RNA. RefSeq names its product EPH receptor A3 (gene EPHA3). Gene Ontology annotation, biological process: axon guidance; protein phosphorylation; ephrin receptor signaling pathway. The record is from RefSeq and is a predicted model, not a curated record. Gene Ontology annotation, cellular component: plasma membrane; dendrite. NCBI's taxonomy places the organism in Eukaryota, Metazoa, Chordata, Mammalia, Primates, Cebidae. Gene Ontology annotation, molecular function: protein binding; transmembrane-ephrin receptor activity; ATP binding.
CAGGCACGUCCGCGACGGGGCCGGCUCAGGCAGCCAGACUCCUCCUCAUCUCCAGUGUCAAACUUGACAUCAGCCUGCGAGCGGAGCAUGGUAACUUCUCCAGCGACCAGGGCGCUCCCGCUCACAUCCGUGGCAUGCUCCGGGGAGCUAUGCUCCUGUCGCUGCCCUCUGCCCCGGCAACAUGGACUGUCACCUCUCCGUCCUCCUCCUGCUCAGCUGCUCUGCUCUCCGCGGCUCCGGGGAAGUGAGUCCGCAGCCCCCCAAUGAAGUCAAUCUACUGGAUUCAAAAACAAUUCAAGGGGAGCUGGGCUGGAUCUCUUAUCCAUCACAUGGGUGGGAAGAAAUCAGUGGUGUGGAUGAACAUUACACACCCAUCAGGACUUACCAGGUGUGCAAUGUCAUGGAUCAUAGUCAAAACAAUUGGCUGAGAACAAACUGGGUCCCCAGGAACUCAGCUCAGAAGAUUUACGUGGAGCUCAAGUUCACCCUCCGAGACUGCAAUAGCAUCCCACUGGUUUUGGGAACUUGCAAGGAGACAUUCAACCUGUACUACAUGGACUCUGACGAUGAUCAUGGGGUGAAAUUCCGAGAGCACCAGUUUACAAAGAUUGACACUAUUGCAGCUGAUGAAAGUUUCACUCAAAUGGAUCUUGGGGAUCGUAUUCUUAAACUCAACACAGAGAUUCGAGAAGUAGGUCCCGUCAACAAGAAGGGAUUUUAUUUGGCUUUUCAAGAUGUUGGUGCUUGUGUUGCCUUGGUGUCUGUGAGAGUAUACUUCAAAAAGUGUCCAUUUACAGUGAAGAAUCUGGCUAUGUUUCCAGACACGGUACCCAUGGACUCCCAGUCCCUGGUGGAGGUUAGAGGGUCUUGUGUCAACAAUUCUAAGGAGGAAGAUCCUCCAAGGAUGUACUGUAGUACGGACGGCGAAUGGCUUGUACCCAUCGGCAAGUGCUCCUGCAAGGCUGGCUAUGAAGAAAGAGGUGUUAUGUGCCAAGCUUGUCGACCAGGUUUCUACAAGGCGUUGGAUGGUAACAUGAAGUGUGCUAAGUGCCCCCCUCACAGUUCUACUCAGGAAGAUGGUUCCAUGAACUGCAGGUGUGAGAAUAAUUACUUCCGAGCAGACAAAGACCCUCCAUCCAUGGCUUGUACCCGACCUCCAUCUUCACCAAGAAAUGUUAUCUCUAAUAUAAACGAGACCUCAGUUAUCCUGGACUGGAGCUGGCCCCUGGACACAGGAGGCCGAAAAGAUGUUACCUUCAACAUCAUAUGUAAAAAAUGUGGGUGGAAUAUAAAACAGUGUGAGCCAUGCAGCCCAAAUGUCCGCUUCCUCCCUCGACAGUUCGGACUCACCAACACCACGGUGACAGUGACAGACCUCCUGGCACAUACUAACUACACCUUUGAGAUUGAUGCCAUGAAUGGGGUGUCAGAGCUGAGCUCCCCACCAAGACAGUUUGCUGCCGUCAGCAUCACAACCAAUCAGGCUGCUCCGUCGCCUGUCCUGACGAUUAAGAAAGAUCGGACAUCCAGAAAUAGCAUCUCUUUGUCCUGGCAAGAACCUGAACACCCUAAUGGGAUCAUAUUGGACUACGAGGUCAAAUACUAUGAAAAGCAGGAACAAGAGACAAGUUAUACCAUUCUGAGAGCAAGAGCCACAAAUGUUACCAUCAGUGGCCUCAAGCCUGACACAGCAUACGUAUUCCAAAUCCGAGCCCGAACAGCCGCUGGAUAUGGGACGAACAGCCGCAAGUUUGAGUUUGAAACCAGUCCCGAUUCUUUCUCCAUCUCCGGUGAGAGCAGCCAAGUGGUCCUGAUCGCCAUUUCAGCAGCAGUAGCAAUCAUUCUCCUCACGGUUGUCAUCUAUGUUUUGAUUGGGAGGUUCUGUGGCUAUAACAAGUCAAAACAUGGGGCGGAUGAAAAAAGACUUCACUUUGGCAAUGGGCACUUAAAACUUCCAGGUCUCAGGACUUACGUUGACCCACAUACAUACGAAGACCCUACCCAAGCUGUUCAUGAGUUUGCCAAGGAACUGGAUGCCACGAACAUAUCCAUUGAUAAAGUUGUUGGAGCAGGUGAAUUUGGAGAGGUGUGCAGUGGUCGUUUAAAACUUCCUUCAAAAAAAGAGAUCUCAGUGGCCAUCAAAACCCUGAAAGUGGGCUACACGGAAAAGCAGAGGAGAGACUUCCUGGGAGAAGCGAGUAUUAUGGGACAGUUUGACCACCCGAAUAUCAUUAGACUGGAGGGAGUUGUUACUAAAAGUAAGCCAGUUAUGAUUGUCACAGAAUACAUGGAGAAUGGUUCCUUGGACAGUUUCUUACGUAAACACGAUGCCCAGUUUACUGUCAUUCAGCUAGUGGGGAUGCUUCGAGGGAUAGCAUCUGGUAUGAAGUACUUGUCAGAUAUGGGAUAUGUUCACCGAGACCUCGCUGCUCGAAACAUUUUGAUCAACAGUAACUUGGUGUGCAAGGUUUCUGAUUUUGGACUUUCACGUGUCCUGGAGGACGACCCAGAAGCUGCUUACACAACAAGAGGUGGGAAGAUCCCAAUCAGGUGGACAUCACCAGAAGCUAUAGCCUACCGCAAGUUCACGUCAGCCAGCGAUGUAUGGAGUUACGGAAUUGUUCUCUGGGAGGUGAUGUCUUAUGGGGAGAGACCAUACUGGGAGAUGUCCAAUCAGGAUGUAAUUAAAGCCGUAGAUGAGGGCUAUCGACUGCCACCCCCCAUGGACUGCCCAGCUGCUUUGUAUCAGCUGAUGCUGGACUGCUGGCAGAAAGACAGGAACAACAGACCCAAGUUCGAGCAGAUUGUUAGCAUUCUGGACAAGCUUAUCCGGAACCCCGGCAGCCUGAAGGUCAUCACCAGUGCGGCAGCAAGGCCAUCAAACCUUCUUCUGGACCAAAGCAAUGUCGAUAUCACUACCUUCCGCACAGCAGGUGACUGGCUUAAUGGCGUCCGGACAGCACACUGCAAGGAAAUCUUCACAGGCGUGGAGUACAGUUCUUGUGACACAAUAGCCAAGAUUUCCACAGAUGACAUGAAAAAGGUUGGUGUCACCGUGGUUGGGCCACAGAAGAAGAUCAUCAGUAGCAUUAAAGCUCUAGAAACACAAUCGAAGAAUGGCCCAGUUCCCGUGUGAAGCACUGCUUCUGGAAGGAAAUGGUGACUGUGGAAGGUGCAGCAUCAUCCUGCAGACAGACAAUGAUGCUGGAGACGCUGGUGAAGUUCCAACUCCAAUAAGACACUCAAAUAUGAGUACAAAUGCCUUAAAAUGGAAUUUAAAAACUCUUUAUUUUCCCCUAUCAUUUAGUGGAUGGGUGGGUGGGGUAUUUUUUUGUAAUUGCUUUUUUAAGUAAUAGUUAAUGGAUUCAGUGAAAUUCUUCAGAGGAAAGUGGUGAAGAACUACCAUAUAGCCAUGGAUCACAAGCUAUCAUGAAAGCCAAACAAGUGAAAUAGCAAAACGGACGUGGUGGCUGUGUUUCGUUACAGCCGCAAAAGAAAAGACUUGUAAUAUUUUUAUAGACAGAGGAAAUCUGUAACAGGGAUUUUGUUUCUUUUAAAGCAAGGAAAAUGGAGGAAUUGAUACCUCAGACUCUCUGGCCAUAUUUACUACCUUAUCACCGCAUUCUUCUCUUUUAUCUGUUUAAAGCAUAUAGAGAUGAUGUUUGUAGUUGUUCUAAGUACUACAUGCUUUUAAAUUGUUAGCUUCUUUAAGUAUAUCAUGUAAAGAAUGUCUUAAUUUUUGAAAAAAGUACAUAUUUAUUUUCUUUUGGAUUGUUUUUAUUGUUUUCUAUUUAUGUCUUGAUGAUUUAAUUUGGAUUUGUUACAGCCAAGUGCCAAAUGCUCUCUCAAAUUGUCAGCAGUUUAAAUUGACACAGAUAAUGAUAGGUUUCUUUCAGAUUUUUUGAACCACCCACUUACAUGUAUUUUUAAAAAUGAAACUUCUUUUCCCAGUCAUACACUAACAUCUGUCCUAGUCUGUUAUCCCAAUCAUUCUUUUCUCUCCAUUUAUUAUAAACUGUAUGCUCAAAAUUUAGUGUAAUAUACUAGCUUGUAUGCAAUGGAUUUUCAACCAGAUAGCAUACAUUUCCUGCUCUGGUGCUUAGAGACCAUUAACUCCCUCCAUUAGUGAAGGAGCCGUGUUAGAGCUUCCGAGAAGAGCUACACUGGAAAGAACUGAAAUCUGAUAUAGAUUGCUAUAUUAACAGGCAGCACAGCCUAUAGGCCAAUGCAUGAGUCAAAAAAAAAAAAAAUCACUUGCUCACUGGCUUUGAAAAGUCAUUUACUAUUGUUGCUUAAACUUGCUCAACUGUUUAUAGAGAAUGAUGAUAACAGAACCACUCCUCUGUAUCACUGGAGUUUAGGUCAAUUAAGUAAAUAUUGUGACCAUUAGUACCAGGUAUUAUUGUCUUUAAGAGUCUUCCACUUCAAUGCACAUGAUGCGGUUUUGGUAUAUAACUUAGAAGCAUUGAACUUCCUCAAAUUUACUGGAUGUAACAUUUUUAGAACAGUCGGUCAUCUAGCAAAUGCCUCGAAAUGUGCAGGCAGGAGAGCGAUUUCUCAUCACAGGGAUUUAGACUUACUGUUACAUAAAGGCUAACUUUGAGCUUGCUCAGUAAUAUUUGAAAAGAUGUACAUGGUGGGUACCUAGCUAUUAGUAUAUUCUGAAGCAACAUUUUAGCUGUAUUGAUACUUUCUAAUGCUGAUAUGAACUUGAAUAUAAGAAAUGUGUAUAUCACAAGAAUGGAAUGGAUAAAACAAUGCUGCAAAUUUAAUGUUCUUAUGCAAAAUGGAAUGCUAAUGAAACACUGCUUACAGUCACAAAUCAAAAUUCACAAGUGCUAAUCUGUUGUAGGUUUAUUGUAAUAAGACUUAGAUUGUGCUCCUUCAGAUAUAAGACUGUUUCUCAAAUCUUGGCAAUAUUUCUUAGUCAAAUCAGGCUGUUAGGUAUUGGGUAUAUAAGAGCAUGAAAUUUUAAAAAAUACACGUGUGAUUAUAAAAUUAAUCAAAAUUUUACUUAUACCUGCUAUCAGCAGCUAGAAAACAUUUUUUUAAUCAAGUAUUUUGUGUUUGGAAUGUUAGGAUGAGAUCCAAAUAUGGUUUCAAUCUAAUUUUUUCCCAGACUAACAUUCACUUUUUUAGGUACUAUUCUGAGCAUACGCAACAAAACCUGUGCAUUUCAUAAACUAAUAAUUGUGGAUUGUUGAAUCUAUUUCACUUAUUUUGGCUGUGGUUUCCAUUUGAAAGUAGAGGUUGUACACAUCAUAUACUGUUCUUCAUUUCAUUAAUAUUUUUCUACUUUACCUCUUAAAAAUUUAUUCUACACAAUUCUUACCCUGUAUAUAUGUAAACAUAAGUGUACGAUUCUUAACCAUGGAGUAGAGGUACUAGAAUGCUAAGGCCAUCACUUUGUACAGGAACUGCAUUGAUUUUCAGUAAACAUAAGGCCACAUCUCCUUCAGGAUGUUAUGUACCAUAUGAUCUGUUUUGUAUCUUACAUAUGAUUUACAUAUAUUAUUUAUUUCUGGCAACUCAGUUUAUGCUGUGCUAAGUAUAAAUCAAGCCAUGUAUAAAUGUGAUAUGAUGGACAAUAUGUGUUUACUUUAAACUUGUCUUUUCAAAAUAUGACUCAGUUUAUAUUGUGCAAUGUAGAUGGCCUCUUACUAAUGUAAAAUGAUUUGUAGUGGAAACGUUUAUAUUUUUAUAAUAAACAUAAUGAAAAUAUUUUUUACAGAUUGGAA